AUGCCUGAGUGGCAGCCAGCGAAUGUCGAUGUCUUAAGCCCCGACAAUGCCGUGGUGCUCUCGAGGCAGCCUUUCGAGCACAUCACCAGCAGCUUGCAGGCAUGCAGCGCCAGACUCUUGCGGUUUGUUUGCAGUGCCGGUGAAUGCGGGCAAUUGCUUCUGGCAGCGGAGGCUGGCUGGCAGCGGCGCAAACCUGCAAGUCCAAGAGAGAGUGCGACAAUUUUGCCAAGCGACUUCUUGGUUGAACAAAUGAUGCUACGUCUCAGGCCAUGGGUUCCAGAGGAAUGCUUGGGCAAACAGUUCUGGGGAAUGGCGAGGCAGUGGACCUUCGUGAAGCUUCAGCCCGGCCAGUCCAUUUGCAUCAGCAACGAGGGUCUUUCGAUGUCAACAACCAUGCUGUCGACAUCCGUGCUCAUUCCGUUGAAUAUGGCAGGAGCUCAACUCAAUUUCAAGCUUGCCCGCUCUAACGAGGUUGCCGGCGAGCCUUGCGCUGUGGAGCAGGGGUCGGCCAUUCUCCACAUGCAUCCACAGCAUUUGAUGGAGGUCCGCACGCCAAGCCGCAUCUUGCACGUAUUAUGGCUGCAGCUGUUGUAUGGAAUCGAAGAAAAGUCCAGACAGUUGGCCAGAAGUAUUCCCAGCAGUUCCUCACCAGAAUGCGCUCCUAUCUUGAUGUCGCCGCCUCCUGCAGCGCCAGUACCGCCUGCGGUGCCUUUCGAGGCUCCUUCUGUCGAUCCUGCCUGCGAGCUCGUGGUUGGUUGUUCUCACGCUUGGGAGCUGGGCGACUAG
Molecule: messenger RNA, 786 nt
Organism: Symbiodinium sp. CCMP2592
Lineage: Eukaryota; Dinophyceae; Suessiales; Symbiodiniaceae
Source: the annotation of a GenBank genome assembly